Molecule: messenger RNA, 3621 nt
Organism: Iphiclides podalirius (scarce swallowtail)
Lineage: Eukaryota; Metazoa; Arthropoda; Insecta; Lepidoptera; Papilionidae
Source: the annotation of a GenBank genome assembly
AUGGCAAAAGGAAAGAAAAAGGGACAAAAGAAGGACGAGCCGACUACAAGUUCAGGAGGGCUAGGUUAUGAAUCAACAUCUCAAGAACCUACUACAUCUGGGGUUUCACCUCCAGAAACUUCUAAAGCGGCUGAACCGCAGCAAGUUAAGGAGUUCGUGGAUGAGGAAGGGGAUGGUUUGAGUCUAGAUUUCGGGUCCAGGAAAAAGAAACCACGCAAAAAGAAAGGUCCCGCCGCGCCCGUUGAGGCUGCGUCAUCACAACCACCACCUCCACAGGCACAGUCACAACCGCAACGACAAGCAGAACCCCUUUCACCUGACUCUCUAGAUCUCAGCAAGAUGUCUGUAGGAUCCGGUAGGGGCCAGCGCGAUCGCACUUGGAAUCAGCCACCUGCGCCAGGCCAGUUAGCUGGCUACGGGAGGGGACGGCAGACUCAAGGGGUACCGCAGCAGGGUCCUGUGAGCCAGCCGCCAGUGUCGGCCCUGCCGGGCUUGGGACAGCAAGGCCAUGCGAGCCAGUUCGCUGGCUACGGGAGAGAAAGGCAGACUCAGGACAUACGGGCGGGCAGCUCAACGUGGGCCAGGGAUGGCGCGUCCCACGAGACUGUGCCGCAGCAGGGACCUGUGAGCCAACCGCCAGUUUUCAUCCCGCCGGGCUUGGGACAGCCGGACCACGCGAGCCAGUUCGCUGGCUACGGGAUGGGACGGCAGACUCAGGACGUACGGGCGGGCGGCUCAACGUGGGCCAGGGAUGGCGCGUCCCGCGAUACUGUGCCGCAGCAGGGACCUGUGAGCCAACCGCCAGUUUUCACACCGCCGGGCUUGGGACAGCCGGACCACGCGAGCCAGUUCGCUGGCUACAGGAUGGGACGGCAGACUCAGGACGUACGGGCGGGCGGCUCAACGUGGGCCAGGGAUGGCGCGUCCCGCGAGACUGUGCCGCAGCAGGGACCUGUGAGCCAACCGCCAGUUUCGGCCCCGGCGAGCUUUGGACAGCCGGGCCACGCGAGCCAGUUAACUGGCUACGGGAGGGGAAGGCAGACUCAGGAAGUACGGGCGGGCGGGUACGGACGCGGCCGUGGAUCCUCUGCACAGCCCCCCCCAGCGGAGCCGCGUAGGCCCCCGGAUAGCCAGGCCCCAAAAGCGCUUUCAGCCAUCCAGUACAGAAUACCGGAGGCCAUCCGUAGAAUAUCCGUUCCCGCUAGAACAAUCCAAGUUUUGACGAACUAUUUGCCGAUGAGCAUAAAAUUCAUGAAAAUCCAUCGUUACGACGUUUCUAUCAAACCGGACAGACCGAAGAAGAUGAUACCGCAGGCUUUCAACUUGGCCAAGGCUCAGAAAUUCGCAAAUUACACAAUAGCUUUCGACCAAAUGAAGAACUGUUAUUGUAUCCAACAGUUGCCAGGUGUAAACCAAAGCGAUCGGUACGCCGUAGACGUGGAGAUAACAGAUAACAACGGAAAAAUUUUAAAGUUUGAGGUGUCGUUCAAAUACACCGGUGCUGUUGACUUAUCUAGGAUACAACAAUUCAUGGCAACGGGUGGUAGCUCAUUGGCCCCUCCAACAGAUGCGAUACAAUGUAUUGACGUAAUAUUGAGGCAGGGUACCUUAGAGUCUUACGUGAAGGCGGGAAGGCAAUUCUUCAAGCGUCCAGCGCAAACGAUCGAUUUGGGCGAUGGCUUGGAGAUGUGGACGGGGCUGUUCCAGUCGGCCAUAUUUACCUCCAUGUCAUUCAUCAACAUCGACGUUGCCCACAAAGGGUUCCCGAAGAAGCAGAGCAUGAUCGACGCGCUGGUCAAUGACUUCCGUUUGGACCCCCAUCGCUCGUUCGAACAGCAGCGCCAGCAAAUGUGGGCGAUUGAGAAGUUCAACGAGUUCAUAAAAGGAUUAAGGGUUUUAGCUGUAAUCGGCGCGGACACGUCGACGAAGGGCCACAAGCGCGAAUUCAUUUGCAACGGCGUAGUGGACCCCCCCCACAAGCUGAAGUUCCCCAUGACGGGUCCGGACGGCCGCCAGACCACCAUGACCGUUGCCGAUUACUUCAAGAAGGAGAAGAAUUACACACUCAAAUUCCCUAACCUCAACUGCAUGUGGGUGGGACCGAGGAAUAAAAACAUCUAUUUCCCAAUGGAGCUACUGGAAGUUGUUUAUGGACAGGCUCUAAGGAAACAGCUCAAUGAAACACAACUUUCUAAGAUGGUACGCGAAGCGGCCACUCCGCCAAACAUUCGGAAAAAGAAGAUCGAAGACGUCAUCAAAGACAUGAACUACUCCAGGAAUCCGUUCUUCAAGCAUUUCGGCCUCGAAAUAUCCGAGAAGUUCUUGCAAGUGGAGGCGAAAGUGCUACAGCCGCCGAAGAUUUUGGUUGGCGGUGGGAGGUCCAUUGAACCGAGGAGGGGAGUCUGGCAGUCUAAUACCGUUUUGCAACCCGAGGCCCUCAACAGUUGGGGAUUCAUUGCCAUAGAAUCCGACCCAAGACAGUGCAACUUCAACGGCAUGAUAGAAAUGAUAAUGCGCGUCGGCAACCAAAUGGGCAUGAGGGUCUCCCCGCCCAGCUGCACCCAUUUCAACACGCGCAUAAACGAACUAAUGAACGUCCUGUUCACGGCGCUGGAGCGAGACAUAAAGUUCCUCUUCAUCAUCGUCUCCAGAAGGGGCCGAGACUACUAUCACAGGGUGAAACGCUUCGCCGAGCUCGAAGUUGGUAUAUUGACGCAGUGCGUUAAGGAAGAGACAGCAGCGCGCCGUAUGAACGACCAAACCGUUCGCAAUAUCCUUUUAAAGGUGAAUUCGAAAUUGAUGGGUAUAAACCAAGCACUGGACGGGCGCUCGAUGCCGAGUUGCCUCAAAGGCCCAGUUAUGGUUGUGGGGGCGGACGUUACGCAUCCAUCACCAGAUCAGACAAGCAUUCCAAGUAUUGCCGCCGUGACAGCGUCGAUCGAUCAAAAGUGUUUCCUUUACAACAUCGAACUCUGCGUCCAGACGCCGAAGAAAGAGAUAAUCGUGGAAUUUGAGGACAUGAUGGUGGAGCAUUUGCAAGUAUAUAGAAAGCAUCAGCACACGUUACCCAAGAAGAUAUACGUAUUCAGAGAUGGUGUCUCCGAAGGGCAGUUUGAAGAGGUGAUGAAUAGCGAAUUGACGGCCGUGUAUAGAGCUUACCAAAGGAUGACCGGUACUUCGGAGAAACCCGAAGUGCUUUUCUUACUAGUGCAAAAGAGACAUCACACCAGAUUCUUCUCUGGCGCCGAUAAUCCCCAGAACGUUGAGCCCGGUACAGUGGUCGACAAGCAGAUCGUUCACGCUCGAGAACUGGACUUCUAUUUGGUGUCGCACCAGGCGAUCAAGGGCACCGCGCGGCCGACGCGCUACCACGCGGUGUGCAACGACGGGGGCAUCCCCCUCGACGAAGUGGAGCAGCUCACCUACUACUUGUGCCACCUGUACUCGCGCUGCAUGCGCGCCGUCUCCUACCCGACGCCCACAUACUACGCGCACCUCGCGUGCCUGCGCGCCAAGUCGCUCACUUACGGUGACACAUUCAAUAACCAGGAGUUGGAGAUAAGACCUAAGCGGCUGCACGUCCUGAAGAAGAUGUUAGAUUUCAGCCGAAUGUUUUUCGUC